Molecule: messenger RNA, 657 nt
Organism: Prorocentrum cordatum
Lineage: Eukaryota; Dinophyceae; Prorocentrales; Prorocentraceae
Source: the annotation of a GenBank genome assembly
GCCCGGCCCCGGGGCGCCGCGGCGGCCCCGACGCGGGGCCUGCGCCCUGGACCCCGCGGAGGGGCGGGGGGCGCCCCCCCCCCCCCCCCGGGCGGGCGGGAUCCCAUGGGCAGCGCGGUGGCCUCGUCUGGAGGCGUCGGCACGCAGGCUUCGGCCACACUGUGCCCUACCUCGCAGAAGGACGAGAGGGAGGGCGAGAUCAGCCUCCUCGAGCACUGGAAGGUGCGGGCCGACGCCCUGUUCGCGCCCGCCGCUCUGCAGCCCGCCGGCCAGGAUGCCGCGAAGCUCCGCACCAUCCGGGAGGACGAGGAGGAGGAGCAGGAGCCCGCCUCGGCCCUCCAGACGGUGAUGUCCUCGGUACCCACGCUGUACGACUCGGUCACCACGGUGUUCGGCACGGCCGCCUCCGAGGCGACGGUGUACGGAACUGGUGGUUCCAGGAUGGCGAGCCGGGCGAGUUCUUCUGCCAGCAGGAAGGAGGCCGACCCGGACGACGCGGGGCGGAGUCCGCUGGCCUCCAUGGUGUCCUCGAGUGUUUUUUCAUCAUUUGGGAGCGCGGCCGCCGCGGACCCCUUCGCCACGAUCGCCGGCACUGGCAGGCGGCGGAGGCCCGCCGGGUCCGUCGCCGGCUCCGAGCCGAGGGCCGGGGCGGGACAG